Messenger RNA from Myzus persicae (green peach aphid), 1398 nucleotides. Its product is annotated as vesicular glutamate transporter 3-like. The record is from RefSeq and is a predicted model, not a curated record. The transcript has 11 exons. Bases 224 to 1177 code for a protein of 317 amino acids. Lineage: Eukaryota; Metazoa; Arthropoda; Insecta; Hemiptera; Aphididae.
UUUUUCUACCUACCACUCUAUUGCAAUAUAGGUAAUAGAAUUUGAGAACUUAUAUGAACGCAAGUUAAUUCCGCAGAGGAUGGAACUCGAGGAAAUUGCGACUGGUAGAUUGAACUCUCCUCCUCAAAUCCAAUCAACAGCUCAAACAUCGUCAAGGUUUAUCGACAGGUUUAUUCGUUUGAAAACUACUUAUUAAAACAGAGGAUUUGCAAUUGUUUUGCUCAUGUUUAUAGGUUUAUUUAUUCUUCAAUAUCAAUGUCAAUCAGUAAUUCUGGUUUUAAUGAAGUCUUAUAAAGAAUUUACAGAUGCUUACUUUGUAUAUGGAAUAAUUGUGGGUUAUAUACCUGGCGGUGUCUUAGCUACUGUUUAUCCGGCUCACAACAUUUUUGGAAUCUCGUUCAUCGUAUCGUAUAUAUAUAUUCUCAUGGAGUUUAUAAAUAAAGAAUUUUUCUUAAACGCUCACUUGCAUCAUUUCUUUCAAUUUUGUACGGGAACAACAUUGGGCAUAGCAUGUGUGGCCACUCGCAGGGUUUGUACAUUUUGGAUGCCACUGAGCAAACAGUCUUUACGUUAUGUUCCAAUACUAUUGCAGUCGAUUACAAUUUUAUAUAUUGAAUUGUAUGAUACACAGAUCUACUAUAUUGCGAAAAAACGAACUGGAUUAAUUGUUAAAGUUGGGUUAGCAUGGUUUGUUUUGUGGUUGUACGUGAUCAAUGGAGAUGGUUGCCAGAACCCGAAUCGCGGUUUUAUAUUGUUUAGACUAUUUAGAGAUUCGACUACUGUGUCAAGCUCAUCUAGAAUCUCUUUCGUAGCCUUAAGACGGUCAAUCAUAUCUGACAUCCCAUGGAAGUCGUUUCUCACUUCAAUGCCAGUAAUUGCUCUCGUUUUAUCAUCUAUGUGUUAUGGUAUUGUAAGUGCUUCAAAAUACGAUGAAUAUAAUUAUGAUAUGACAUUGGAUAAGCCUUUCAGGGAACACACUAUCACUAUGUUGUUACUCUUAAUCGUCCUAGCCGAAAUAUUUCCGGAGAUAACAGUAUGCUUUUCCGUCACUAAAGUCAGAAAGCUUUUUAAUUGCACGAUUUUCAUUGUAACGGGCGUGAUAUUUCUACUGGUAACUUUUAAGGUCAAGACAUUUUUGUUUUUAGAAACCGAAGAAUUGUUCAAAUUCAUAUUCUGAGAAAUGGAAUAUUUUCAUAAUUUUGGAUUCAAGAAUAACCAUUUGGAUAUCGCACCAAAAUAUGCUAGUAUAUUUUAUGGUUUCCAGUGCACAAUAAUUCAAAUUUCCGGGACAUAUUGGACCAAAAUCAUGAAAACAUUAAUCAUUUCCGAACAGUGGCAGUUUUCUAUGCCAUUUUCGGUUCAGCUGAAAUACAACCAUGGGCAGAAGAUAAACCGUUA